UCUAUUCUCUCCAGUCUCCAGCUUGAAACCUUAACCUAGUUGUGGAUUUGAACCUAGCGGUUUUAAUUUUUAUUCUAAAACGAAUGGGAGAUGCUGUGACAUUUUCUCCAAAUUGCCCUUGUACAUUUCAAGCCUUUGUGUGGAUGGGUACUGCGGGAUAUACACAAAUUUCUGCUUGUACAUAAUUUGUUUCUACUUGUGCCGGUGCCGUUGCACAAGUGAAAAAUAUAUCAAGCACAUCUUCUCUGAAAAACAAAAUAUCCUAUGCCUCUACAGAUUUCUUUAACCAGGAUAUCCCGCUAUGGGGGAUGCCAUUUUAAGUCUCACAAUGCGUUUUCUCUGUUAGAGGCACCCAUGUGCCUGAUACCCAAAACCCCUUGGUUAUGUUUUCCCCCUAGCUCAGCUGGGUUAUAUGAGAAUGGCAGAAAGAAGGUUUUCAGAGCCCUCUACAGUCAUGAAACUCUUCCUUGGAUUGAAGGCAAUGGGGACAAAUCAAAUGCCAUGGAGAAACAUGGAGCUAAACAGACCGGUGGGAAGAAGCAAGGCACCAGCUCCUGGAAUGAAGCUGCAGAUAAUUACUUCGCAAAGCAGCCCAAAACCAGGUAUGGUCACAGCAUUGGAAACAAAAAAUCAUUUGAAACGAAUGUUAAGAAACAUGUUGAGAUAUCCAAUGAACAAGUUGUUAGUACCCAUAUAGAAGAGACUGAAGAUGAAGAGGACUCUGAGCCUGUGAAUGAUGAAAGAUGGGAAAAGAUAAAGAAAAACUAUAGAAAAAUGAUGGAAACUGAUGAGAGAAGAAGACCCAAGAGAUCAUAUGAGGAAAAGGCUGAUGAGAGAAGAAGACCAUACGAGGAAAAGACUGUCCCAUGGGACCAUAGGGAAGGAUGGGGGAAGAAAACAUGGAGAGAAGUAUCUACGGCAUCAACGCUACCUAAGAUAGUAGGUGAAGCAGUCUAUGGAGUGGGUCCUGUUUUGGCUGCGAUAACAAUAGCUAGGAGGGAGUUAUAUGCCCUCUAUGUUCAAGAAGGUCUUGAUUUGAGUAGUACACAUCAGAAGAAGAAGGACAAGGCAAGUGUUGAAAAGAUUUUACAAAUUGCCGGGAAACUUGGAUUGAGUGUGAAGGAGGCUUCAAAACAUGACCUUAAUAUGCUGGUGGACUCGAGGCCUCAUCAGGGCCUCGUGCUGGAUGCCUCCCCAUUGGAGAUGGAGAGUAUAACAGAAUUGGACUCUGUUUCUGAUUAUGAGGGUAAGGGUUCUUCGCCUCUCUGGGUUGCUUUGGAUGAAGUCACCGAUCCUCAAAAUUUUGGGGCAGUUGUUCGGUCUGCUUAUUUCUUUGGAGCAACAGGAGUAGUAGUCUGUGCUAAGAAUUCAGCUCCACUGAGUGGUGUAGUAAGCAAAGCCAGUGCAGGAUCAUUGGAAUUGACUGAGCUUCGGACAUGUAGGAACAUGAUGAAAUUCUUGGAACUAUCUGCAAGUAAUGGAUGGCGGGUUUUGGGUGCUUCUGUGUCUCAGGAAGCAGUGUCACUGAAUGAGGUCUCACCAGGUGUUCCAACAAUUUUGGUGUUGGGAAGUGAAGGCAGAGGGCUGAGACCACUUGUUAGAAGAUCUUGUUCCCAAUUGAUUAGUAUACCUGGGACCCUUUCCCAUAACACGACCAGAUCCGUUGAUGAUAGUUCUAUUGAGGAUCAAUUUGAACUUGAAGAAUUUAAUCAAUUCAUGGCAGUUGAAAGUUUAAAUGUGAGUGUAGCAGCAGGCAUACUCCUCUACCAUUUGAUUAGGUCCCCCAAACCUUCUUUGGAUUCAAAAAGUUGCAUUCAAUUGGAGUCUCAGUAAGCUAAAGCCUUUCUCUUGUUCAACUUGUGGUUUAUCAUCUUUUUCAUGCCAUUGAUUGGUUCCCCUUUCGAUUGUUUUGACUAUACGUUCCCUGAUAGUUUUGCUUUCAUAUUCGUUUCUGUUCAUGAGCAAACUCUUCUGGAGGUUGCUAAUAGCAAUUUAGCAUUACUUCCAAAGAAACCACAGAUGGGCCUGCUAAGCUUUCUUCCUGCAAGCCACUGCCAACUCACUAUUUCUUGCUUUUCUUUCAUAGCUAGCCAUUGAAGAAGGAUUUUGUUAUUUCCUUCUCAAGGAUCUGGAUCACAAAAAUCAAUAUCAGUAGGCAAUCAGUUCCACAUUCAGAAAGUAUGUCAGUUAAUUUUGGUCUGACAUUACAUUAUAGUGCAUCAUCAGCUUGAAAUUGAUGUGGUCUGGCUUUAUAGAAAAUAUGGCUCAAUUUUUUGAGACCGGGCCCUUAUAUAAUCUAAAUGUCUGCUUGCAUUAUAAAUUGAUCAAUGGAUGACAGUUUGUGUUAGAAGAGUAGAA
Molecule: messenger RNA, 2358 nt
Organism: Cryptomeria japonica (Japanese cedar)
Lineage: Eukaryota; Viridiplantae; Streptophyta; Pinopsida; Cupressales; Cupressaceae
Product: rRNA methyltransferase 1, mitochondrial
Exons: 1
Coding region: 265-1833 (522 amino acids)
Biological process (GO): rRNA methylation
Cellular component (GO): chloroplast
Molecular function (GO): RNA methyltransferase activity; RNA binding
Source: RefSeq, a predicted model, not a curated record